AUGUCUGUUCCUUCUUCAAGCGGUGAUUUACCGGCCGUUUCUACGGCGAAGUUCGGUGGAGGCGGUCUUCCGAGGCCUUACCGAUACAACGAGGCGAAGUUCUCCAAGGUAAAGAUCGAUCCGCCGGAGCCCGUAGCCGGUCCUUUCCUCUCUUGGGCGAGAGAUGCACAGUUGACGAUGAGCAGCCUCCGCUUCGACCGCCGGCGGUCGCAGGGAAGGAUCGAUGGAAGCAUAUGGCGUCUCAGGGAGGAUGAGGAGGAUAAGGAGGAGGAAGAAGAAGAGAGGCGCAAUCAGAAGAAGCGACUCAAGAUGGGAACGGCUGAUUCCGGAGAAUCUGAAGAAUCUGAUGGCGUUGAUGGCUCAGAAGAAGAAGAAGAAGAAUCAGAGAAGGUCCUCGAUUCCGACGAGUCCGAAUACAGUAGCGACUCGGAAGAUGAGGAAGCAGAGGUGGAUGAAACAGAGGACACCACCGAUUUUGACGAAUCCGAAGACGGCGAAGAGGAAGAAGGCGGAGAACAAGAGAUUAAGGGGAAACCGCCAGCUGGGUGUCGCCGGAGCAAGCGACUAAGGAAGGUGGCGGCAUACUCCGAAGAGGAAUGA
Molecule: messenger RNA, 600 nt
Organism: Nymphaea colorata (pocket water lily)
Lineage: Eukaryota; Viridiplantae; Streptophyta; Magnoliopsida; Nymphaeales; Nymphaeaceae
Exons: 1
Coding region: 1-600 (199 amino acids)
Source: RefSeq, a predicted model, not a curated record